Mya arenaria is the source of this 6705-nucleotide messenger RNA. RefSeq names its product serine/threonine-protein phosphatase 6 regulatory subunit 3-like. Gene Ontology annotation, cellular component: cytosol; nucleus. Lineage: Eukaryota; Metazoa; Mollusca; Bivalvia; Myida; Myidae. Bases 280 to 3504 code for a protein of 1074 amino acids. Gene Ontology annotation, molecular function: protein phosphatase binding; protein phosphatase regulator activity. The transcript is spliced from 26 exons. The record is from RefSeq and is a predicted model, not a curated record.
AGGGAAUGCUGGGUAAAUCACUUUGGAGUACGCCAUUUUGGACAAAAUUUCUAUGAUUCCCGCCCGUUUUUGCGGUUUUAAUAGGAUUCUAAGGCAUCCCUAGACUAUUUAUCGCCGUGCAUGUGUUGCGUAGUUGACCCUGGUGUAAUAAAAUCCAAACUUAUUUGUGUCAGCAAUCUUGCAAGACGUCAUGACGUGAAUAUUUAUGAACUUCAAUUUGGAAUGAUCGAAACGAUUUGAAAAAAUAUUUUCAAGCUGAAAUAAACCAUCCAUAGCAAGAUGUUUUGGAAGUUCAAUUUGAUGACCACGUCGCACAUUGACACCUUGCUGGACAAGGAAGGUGUGACGCUGCAUGAGUUAAUGGAUGAAGAUGAUAUUCUACAAGAAUGCAAAGCGCAGAACCGAAAACUCAUCAGUUUUCUGGUGGUGCAGGAGAAUAUGUCCGAGCUGGUGAGGCUGAUUACCGAGGAGCCAGGUGAUGAUACAGAGGAAAAACUAAGAUACAAGUAUCCAAACACAGCAUGCGAGCUACUGACGUCUGACGUGCAAAUGAUCAAUGAUGCUCUUGCAGAUGAGGAUGAGGUUCACAUCAAAAAGCUUUAUGCCUUUCUCGACACAGAGAAGACACUGAAUCCUCUCCUAGCAAGCUUCUUCAGCAAGGUUAUGGGGCUGCUGAUCGCCAGAAAGAGUGAAAUGACCUUGAAGUUCCUACAAGAGAGAGAGGACUUUGUCGGUGUAAUGCUGCGUCAUAUCGGAACGUCGGCCAUUAUGGACCUACUUUUGAGGUUGCUGACAUGUAUUGAAUCCCCAGAAGUGAAAAAAGCCAUGAUCGAUUGGCUGAACAAAGAAAAGAUUGUACAGAGGCUGGUCACCUGUAUCACACCGUCAUAUGAUGAAGACAUUCACAGCAAUGCGGCCCAGAGUCUUACAGAUAUCAUCCGUCUUGGUAGAGAGCAGAUUGUGCAGUUGCAGGAUCACGCUGAACUGCUCAACACAGUAGAACAGGAGGAGAAUGUUUGUCAGUUGUUGGAGAACAUGUUAACAGGAGAGAAAAAUGAGUCUGUGAUUGUAAAUGGCCUCUCUGUCAUACAAACACUACUGGAGUUCAAGAAACAGAGUUCUUUUUUCAGCCCCGAUGAUUCCGCAGAACAGAUGACCACGAUGGACCCUGAGCAAAUGUUUACCGGCAUCCACAAUGUCCUUACUGCGAUAUGUCCUCGCCUUAAAGACUUCCAUGCCAUUCUGUUGGAGCCACCAAAGCAAAGGUUCAGUUUUAUGCCGACGACAGUGGGUACAUUAGACCCCCCUCUAGGAAACACACGACUACAAACAAGCCGGCUGAUAGCUUCACUUCUCCUUACAAAUACACACUCCAUUAACGCAGAACUCACUCGCCUAGGGACCAUUAGUGUUUUAUUAGAUUUAUAUUUUAAGUAUAUCUGGAAUAAUUUCUUACACUCGCACGUGACGCAGUGUAUAUACACAAUACUCUGUAACAGUCCUAUAGAUGUAGAGGGCUCCAAAGAGCAUCCACUUUUAAAUCAAUUAUUCACAGAAGGCAAAAUAAUGGAGCGGAUUUUAGACGAGUGGAACACAAAUGAGGAAGAACAGGGAAAAGAGAGAGGUAGACGGAAAGGCUUUAUGGGACAUUUAACACGUAUGGCCAAUGAUAUAGUUAAUGCUCAGGAAAAAGGCGAAAAUACGGAGACUGUCAAAGCUUUAGUUAGUGAAUUACCAGAUGCGAUAAAAGAGCGGUGGGAGGCGUUUUUAACUGGCUUGUUAACAGAUACCAACAAAAAGAACACUGUUGAGCUGGUGCAAGGUCAUAAUCUAGCCUCGUCUAGCGAGGACGAUGACGCAGACUUCAGCAACAUUCCUUUCCCGCAGGAUACCGCCAUGCAACAGGCCUUCUCUGAUUAUCAGCUGCAACAAAUGACGUCCAACUUUAUUGACCAGUUCGGCUUCAAUGAGGAGGAGUUCGGUGAACACGAGGAAAAGACCGAUUCCCCAUUCACAGAUAGAAUAUCCAGUAUAGACUUCAGCAAUGUUAGUGAAGACUUGAAUCGUCCCAGUGCCACACGGUUUGAACAGUAUUGCAAUGAGCGGCUUCAACAGUUUGACAAUGACAGCGACGAGGAUAUCUGGGAAGAAAAGGAGAUCACGUUUUCUCCAAACACACAACAACAGUCCCGUUCCGAACGGUUACCUGUAACUCGAGGGAGUAGUAACGAUAGUGAUAACAGCACAGAUAGUGAGGAAGAGUUGGACUCUCCCAAACGUAUUACAGAACAGACCAACCCCGCGGAGAAAAUGGAUGUCGACUCGCAUGAAGCAGGCUGGGCAAACUUUGAACAACAAACGUCACCAAGUGGUGCUAGCGGUGGCGAAACUGGUCAAGUUGCCAUGGAUACAUCUCCAUGGGAUUCCAACUCCGGUGAAACCAAACCAGCGUCCACUGAUAACUGGGCAGAUUUUGGUGCCGCCAAUUCUUCGGAAAGCAAUAAGACUAAUUGGACCGAGUUAACAGGGAAAGUGCCAGAGGAGAAAUCUAAAGAGACAUGGGCAGAUUUCACAAAUUUUGAUAGUAUUGAAAAAAGGGUUGAGAGUGAACCUCGUAGUAGCUCGCCCGUCGCCAUGGACACAACAGAACCAAGCUCAAGAACAAACGCCUAUUUGGCAAGUGAAAACAAAGUGGAAUCAGACUUGAAACUUGAAAGUGUAGAUACAAGUAUAGACAAUGACAUUGGCACGGAUGUUGAUAAACUCGUGGAAAAAUCCAGCCCCGAAAUAGACUCUAGUGUAAAAACCGAGCAAUCAAGUGUGUCCGGGUCCGCAUUGGAAUCCGCGGAGCCAGAUUCGACAACUGGCGAAAGGGUAGAAUCCGGUGAAAGUGUGUCCCAGUCAGGAGUGGAGUCAACAACAAGUGAUACAGAUAGCAGUCAACAAGCGACUGUAUCAGAGAGUCCCCCAGAGCUUCCAGAUAGCCCUCCCCCAGAUAACACUUCAGCCUCACUCCCAUCCCCCAGUCCAGGCGUCACUACACCUGCCUCUCCCAGGGUCAGCCCAGCCACCACUUCCCCUCAGCUGUCCCCUCGUGAUGUGCAGACCCCGCCCACUUCCUGCCAGUCUACCAACAGUGUGGACACGCCCACUAGUCCAAGAGACACGCCCCCUAAGUCUGGGGACACACCCCCAGACGCUCAGGCCCAGGGUGACAGGUGUAAAGCUGAAGGUUUGCCCGAUGAUGAUGAUGAUGAUGAUGAUGUCGAUGAUCUAAGUUCUAACUUUAACUUCUUAUCAAAGACGGGACUGAUGAAGCCUGGGAGUAAUUGUACGCCACUAGCGGGGGACAUUCAGGGAAACGGACCAACGAAAGAGCUGCCUGACAGCACAACUGAUAAACUCGAGGAAAUCAGGUCACAAGCCAAAGAAGCUUUGGAAUCGUACGAUUCAGCUACUACUGUCCCUUCAACUGGUGCCAAUGUCCAGAAUGGGCCGGUGUGAUAUUGACCUCCCGCACUCAUGUAUGUGCUAAUUUCCCCGUAUCAGUCCAUCUGUGAUUAUAAGGCAGCUCUUCGUAUAUGAUGUCUGUCGAUAAAACGUACGCAUCCGUAAGCCGCAGGUGUGUUAAUUGCAGAAGAAAAAGGGUUUACCAUCACUACUAGACUUGUCUACCUUAUGCGGAAUUGCGAUUUUAGAAAUUGAGUCUGAUUGAUGGUUAUACAUUGCAAUUAAUAAUAGAUUAAGUGUGGUGUUAAACAUUUGCAUUUCAAUACAACAGGCCUGAAAUAAGCCUUUUGGGAUUGCUACACCCACAGGUGGGGUAGGGAUAAAAUAGUUUUAACAAUGCUUAAAAAUUGUUCACACAUUGUGUUAAAAGCUUAGGAACUGUUUUCACGCUAUGUAUAAGUCAAAUCAAAUUUUAACAAGUCAAGUCCUUUGUAAAUGGCUUUAUGACUAUGACAAAUUUGUUAUUUGGUUUUAAAUGUUGAAUGUCUUUAAAUUAAACAUACUAAGAAUGAAUUGAAAUAGUUCAUGAAGUUAGUUCUGAUCUCUUUCAUCUUUUUAUGAGGCUAAGCCUAAAUAAAUCACUUUUCUGAAACAUUUGGUGCUUGACACUAUAAACUUGGUGUGAUUUUAGUUUUUAUCCCUUUUUGAACAAUGCAAAUUGAAUAAACCUGCUUCAUAGUCGUGUUUGACAUUUUAAUAUUACCUCUACUAGUUAUAGUUAUGCUUCUUUCAUAAUGUAGAGUUUAUCCUCAGACUAAUAGUCAUAAUAUAGUGGUGAAGUUUUGCACAGACUUCGUAAAGAUAUCGAUGUUGAAAUAACUGCAAAAAGAAAAAUAUAUGCAUUUGAUAAUUUAAAUGUAUCUAGCAGAACUGACUUUAAAGCUCAGAAUUCACUUGAAUUCUAUGCAAAUUAAGGUAUUUUUUUUAUUAAAAAUGCUAUGUAUUUAUUGUAAAAAUGUCUGAAAUUCAAAAUUUAACAACAAAAAUUCAUGACUUACAAAUCAUUAAAUACCAUGUGAUACUGUUCAUUGUGUUGAUGUGUUCGUAUUGAAUUAACCCGAUGUUUUUUUUUAAAUGGUCAUUUGAGGGCCAGUUUUGUUGAAUAAUAAUUGCUCCCACUUGGUAAAUGGGGGCACAUGUUUUAAGAUACUCAUUUUAACAGUAUGACAAUUAGAGCUUGCCUUGGUUAAAUUAUAUAUAUUAAAAAAAGUAUUUAUUUUAUAUCAUUUUUCAUCUGUAUUCACAUCUGAAAUAAGCGUAACCUUAAUUUGUGAUUAAAAUGGAUUUUUGAUGAAUCUGUUUUUACAGUAUAUGUUGUCAAAAAUUUAAAAUAACAACUGUGAUCUUUGUAUGAUUGUCUAAGUAAGCAACUAUGUUAAUGGAACUAAUAAUUGUGUUGCGUAUCAUUUAAAUUCAUAUUUGUUUGCACAGAAAAAUAAUUGUUGUGUUUGCAAAUAAGUCGUGGAGAAAUGGAUUGCAUUGGAAGUUGGCCUAUCAAUGAUAUUUGUAUAUCAACAUCAUUAGAAAAAAUAUCAAGAUCAAGGUUACUUUGAAUUCUCUACAACGGGCAAAUUAUUGGCUUUAGAAAUUAAAAGGACCUGUAAUUUGUUUGUUGAUUUUGGGAUUGAAACUUGAGUCUUUAUUUAUGAUUCGUUUUUAUUGAAGUAAUGCCAUAAAAAUUAAAUCCAACAUCUUUUACCAUGGUUGUGAAUGGACGAGUAGUUCAGACCGGGUCAGAAUAUGAGUUUUGAAAAUAAAAAAGGAUUGCAUAAAUCAACUUUAACAUAAAUAUUGAUUUUCUAAUAAGCCUAAAUAAGGUAAAUUGACCCAUAAAAGACUGCUUCCUGUAUUCGUGAAAAAGGGCCAUGCCUCCUGUAUUCAUGAAAUAAAGGGGCCAUGCUUCCUGUAUUUGUGGAAAAGGGCCAUGCCUCCUGUAUUUGUGGAAAAGGCCAUGCCUCCUGUAUUCAUGAAAUAAAGGGGCCAUGCUUCCUGUAUUUAUGGAAAAGGGCCAUGCCUCCUGUAUUCAUGAAAUAAAGGGGUCAUGCUUCCUGUAUUUGUGAAAAAGGGCCCAAGCUUUCUGUAUUUGUGAAAUAAAGGGGACAUGAUUCCUGUACUAAUGAAAAAGGGGCCAUGCUUCCUGUAUUGGUGAAAAAAGGGCCAUACUUCAUUUAUUCAUGAAAUAAAAGGGCCAUUCCUCCUGUAUACAUGUAAUAAAGGGGCCAUGCUUCCUGUAUACAUGAAAUAAAGGGGCCAUGCUUCCUAAAUACAUGAAAUAAAGGGGUCAUGCUUCCUGUAUAGUAUACAUGUAAUAAAGGGGCCAUGCUUCCUGUAUUCAUGAAAUAAAUGGGCCAUGCUUCCUGUAUACAUGAAAUUAAGGGGCCAUCUUAUUAUGGAGGUAGAGAAAAAGAUUGUUAGAUCAAGAAAUGUUUUAAACAAGAAGGCAAUUGCUUUCAGUGUAGAAAGUAGGACUGCUCGAGGUGAUGUCACUUUGUCUUGACCAAAGUUUUUAGCUAGGUUGAACUUCAGCCAUUGUUUAGCACAAAGGGGGACUAUGCAUGAUACAUGUCAGGUGUUGUUUUAUUCUUUUAGAACAUGGUUGGUCUUUCGUACCUUUUAAAGCAUACAGCAAUCCUUUGUUCUAUUUUAUUUCAUUUUUUGAAAUGCAAGAUACCAGUUAAAUUCCAACUAUUGACAUAGUAAUUCUAUGUUAUGUAAUUACUAUGGCAAUGUACCAGUAUGUGCUAACUAGGCAUAAAUAUAAUUCUUUCAUUUCGGAUGAUAAUCAUAUAUCAUAUCCUAAUAGUAUCUCAUUUUUAACAUUUUUGAAAUUAAACCUUGUUGAAACUUUUGUAAAUGUUCUUGUUAUCCAUUGUUUGUUGAUGUUAUGAUGAAUAAUAUAUUGUAUAGAUUUUGCUUGAAAUGUGUUUUAAAACUUAUGUUCCAUUGUUUGACUUUUAUAAUGUAAAAAGUUGUAAGAAUGUAUGGAAGGACAUGUACAUGAAAUGUGUCAUGGUAUAAAAUUAAAAGCAAACCUGUUGUAUUUAUUACUAAACACUGUAAAUAUGUAGUAUGUUCAUGUGAAAAUCAAAUUGAAAAUGUAUUAUAAGAGUGUUAUAUUUUGUCUCAUCAAUAGAUUUCCACAUAAUUAAUUAAUCUACCUGUAUCAUGAACAGAAUAUUAAAUGAUGAAGAAUUA